AUGGCCAUGAAAUUUCAUAUUGAUUUGAACCAGCUUCCAGAGAUUGAAGAUUCUGUUGAAAUGGAAAGUGAGACUAUUGAACAUUCACUUGAUGUUACCGCAACGGUUGAGGAUUCACUUAAUUCUACCGAGAUUGUCGAGGAAUCAGAUAUUGAGAGUGAGGAAGAAGGUGAUGAACCUGCAAAGAAGUCAAAGUCUCUUGCUUUGAAAUAUGUUGAUAAAUAUGUUAAAUCUACCAAAGUCAGUGAAUCUGAAGAAGUUGCUUCUGCAGCAGGUUAUGAAGAUGAAACAGAUGAUGAGGAGAUGGCAUUUCUUAUCAAAAUAUUUUAG
This is a messenger RNA of Vicia faba (fava bean), 330 nucleotides long. The record is from the annotation of a GenBank genome assembly. Lineage: Eukaryota; Viridiplantae; Streptophyta; Magnoliopsida; Fabales; Fabaceae.